Molecule: messenger RNA, 1209 nt
Organism: Drosophila guanche
Lineage: Eukaryota; Metazoa; Arthropoda; Insecta; Diptera; Drosophilidae
Product: serine protease snake
Exons: 3
Coding region: 68-1144 (358 amino acids)
Biological process (GO): proteolysis
Molecular function (GO): serine-type endopeptidase activity
Source: RefSeq, a predicted model, not a curated record
UCUCUGCGCUUUCUCUGAAAGCUCGUUUCGUGAUCGCCUCUCAGUUUCGCUUGCGACGCAGUCGGAAAUGGAUGAGUCGCUACUCGGACUUCAGGUUUCGCUGCUGCUGAUGCUUUUGGCCAGUGUUUGCGCCGAAUUCUGCGACAAUGGAACAGGCGAGUGCAAGGAACUAACUGCCACCGAUUGUCCCGUGAUAUUCUACAAUCAGCACUUGAUUGGCCCUGACAUCAAGUACUGUGACGAGUUCAACGAUAUCGUGUGCUGUCCAAUACCGCUGGAUCACCAGAACGUGAAGCCGGCCGAUGAAACGAGACCGUUUGAGCGGGAGUGCAAGCGUUUCAAUGAGGCACGCGCCUCCUGCCGCUCCACGCCCUUCAUUGUGGGCGGAUCGAAGGCGGCUGGCCAGGAGUUCCCCUUCAUGGCGCUGAUUGGCACAAGGGAGAGCGACAAGGCCGACAUCAACUGGGACUGCGGCGGGGCUCUGGUGCAUCCCAGAUUCGUGCUCACAGCGGCUCAUUGUCUGGAAACCAGCGAAUCAAAGGCCGAGCGUCUGGAUCCCGACUUUGACUCACCUAAAUUUGUGGUGCGUCUCGGGGAGCUGGACUACAACAGCACCACAGACGAUGCCCAGGUGCAGGACUUUCGAGUGGUCAAUUAUGUGGUGCACCCGGCGUACGAUGACGAGGAUGGCUUUAAGAACGACAUUGCCCUCGUAGAGCUGGACAAGGCGGCAGUCUUUAACGAGCAUGUGGCACCCGCUUGUCUGCCGCCCAGCAGCGGCAACGAGAACAGUCAGCUGACUGCCGCCGGCUGGGGAUUCACUUCCGACAAGGGCCUGAAAUCGUCGCACCUGCUGAAGGUCACACUGCAGCGCUUCAGCGACGAUCAGUGCGUGGAGCGACUCCAGCAGGGUAUCGAGACGCGCACCCAGUUCUGCGCCGGAUCGCUCACCAGCAAUGCGGACACCUGCAACGGUGACUCGGGCGGACCCAUCUUUGUGCAGCAUCCACUCUACUCCUGCCUCAAACAAGUGUUUGGCAUCGUCUCCUAUGGCCUGGUGUGCGGCACCCAGGGUCUGCCGAGUGUCUACACUAAGGUUCACCUCUUCACCGACUGGAUCGAGGGCAUUGUGUGGUCCGAUUAAGUGGUUUACUCUAAGAAUCUCGUGUGCUGCUACAAAUAAUGUACAAAUCGAUGUUUAUUCAACUA